AGCAAUUAUUUUACCAACUCUUUCAUAACAAAAUCCCAAAAGUCUCAUAGAAACCUUCAAACCACUCUCAUUCACUCACUUUCCUCAUAAAACUCUCUCAUUUUAUCAUCUCUCAUCCAUCUUUCUAGUCUCAACACAUUACACAUGGAGGUAUCUUUAGCCAAAAAUCACAAACUUAAGAUCAACUUAAAACUCAUUCUACAAAUAUUAUUUCCAUUAAUCCUUCUUACCAUAAUCCCUUUACAACUUGCAAAAUUUAUAUCCUUUAAAAGAUCUCCAAAACCAGUAAUUAACACCCCUAAUUCAUUCAUUAAUGAAAAUAAUCAACAAUCACCACAACAAGCUCCUCCUAAACAUGGUUCAUUACCACCUACAACGAGAAAAUGUGAUCUUUUUGCGGGUGAAUGGGUACCGAAUCCGGAGGGUCCAUAUUACACAAAUACAAGUUGUUGGGCUAUCCAUGAACAUCAAAACUGUAUGAAAUAUGGUAGACCAGAUAGUGAGUUCAUGAAAUGGAGGUGGAAACCAGAUGGAUGUGAACUACCUAUUUUUAACCCUAGACAGUUUUUUGAGAUUGUUAGAGGCAAGUCUUUGGCGUUUAUUGGUGAUUCUGUUGCUAGAAAUCAAAUGCAAUCCUUGAUUUGCCUAUUAUCCCGGGUGGAAUACCCAUAUGAUGUCUCCUACACUAAAGAUGAACAUUUCAAACGUUGGCAUUACAACAAUUACAACUUCACAAUAGCCAUGUUUACAAGUACUUUCCUAGUCAAAGCCCAAGAAAACGACCCAAAUGGCCCAACAGGAACAGGUAUGUUUGGGCUUCAUCUCGACGAAGUUGAUGAGACUUGGGCUACCCAAAUCGACGAGUUUGAUUACAUCAUGCUAUCAGCAGGCCAUUGGUUCUUCAGACCACUUAUGUACUAUGAAAAAGGAAGCCUCAUUGGUUGCCGUUUUUGCCAAAUCCCAAAUGUCACAGACUACACCAUGGCCUACGGAUACCGGAAAGCGUUCCGAACCGCCUUUCGAGCGAUUUUGGAGAGAGAAAACUUCAAAGGUGUAGCAUAUUUAAGGACCUUUGCACCUUCACAUUUUGAAGGAGGUGUUUGGAAUGAGGGUGGGAAUUGCUUAAGGAAAAAACCUUUCAAAAGUAGUGAGAUUAAUUUGCAAGGAGUUGAUUUGGACUUGUAUAUGGCCCAAUUGGGAGAAUUUAAAGUGGCCCAAAAGUUGGGCCGACAAAAGGGUCAAAGGUUUAGGCUUAUUGAUUUGACCCAAACUAUAUUGAUGAGGCCCGAUGGACACCCAAGUAGUUAUGGACAUUGGCCCAAUGAGAAGGUAACUUUGUAUAAUGAUUGUGUCCAUUGGUGCUUACCUGGGCCCAUUGAUACUUGGAAUGAUUUUCUACUUGAGAUGAUAAGGAGUGAAGGGGUGUUAUCAAAGGAAGACAUGGUUCUUCACUCAAAGGAGAGGAAAUUAAGUAGAUAAUAUUAUAUUAUUAAAUUGAUUUUAGCCUGUAUUUGUUAAAUUAUUUGUAUUUGUAUAGAAUGGGAAAAACUUUUCCAAUUAAGUGGUCAAAAUAAUGGGAAUUUUUUUCCAUUGCUUU
Molecule: messenger RNA, 1597 nt
Organism: Beta vulgaris subsp. vulgaris (sugar beet)
Lineage: Eukaryota; Viridiplantae; Streptophyta; Magnoliopsida; Caryophyllales; Amaranthaceae
Product: protein trichome birefringence-like 19
Exons: 2
Coding region: 145-1479 (444 amino acids)
Cellular component (GO): Golgi apparatus
Molecular function (GO): O-acetyltransferase activity
Source: RefSeq, a predicted model, not a curated record